UAUUGCCGGUAGCUGUUUUCCUCCGGUCAAAGCGGAGCUUCUCCUCCCAGAGUUCCCAGUCCGACCCAGCCCGACUCCGGGCUUUACUGGCGGAUUUACCGGAACCGACACCAGCAGCGAACCUCAGAGUCGGACUAGAACCAGGAACCGGACUGGACCGGAUCACAGAGCGGACCGGAUCAGAGAUGAGCAGCUGCCGUCCGGCCCGGCUGUAGGUCAGUGAUGGCCGCAGAGCUUCCUGCUGGCGGAGGAGAUGAAGCCCGGUCCAACCUCCAUGCUGGUCACCAUGGCAACGCUGGACGGAAGCUCAGCGGUUGAAACCUUCCUGGCCUCCAUCCACCUGGACAGGUACCUGGACACCUUCCGCCGAGCCGGCCUGCUAUUGGCCAGAGACUGCGCCCACCUGGACCAUGACGCUCUGGUCAGUCUGGGUGUAGCCGCCACAGGACACAGGAAGAGGAUCCUGCGCCUGGUCAGCCUCAUCCAGCGGAGGGAAGCCCAACGAGCCAAUCAGAGCGCCGCUCUCCCGUGUGACCCGUCGCAGGGAGGAAGCAUCGCCACGUCGCACCGCCGAGCGCUCGCACCAGGAAGCGCAGCCAGCCUGGACCGCAGGAAAGGCCCGGCCAUGAAACCCAUCCCCAAACCCAGAACCGUCUUCAACCGCCGCAGGACGGCACCGGUCCAGUUCAGCGCUGCAUCAGAUGCGGCGGCGCCAGCGGACCGGAGGCUUUCCCAGGAAUCCAUCUGCUUGACCGUGCUGGAAGGUCUGACCUCACAGGCCACGCCCACAGACGGGCGCAGACCCAGCCAGGUGGGCAGAACCCGGCCCAGCCGCAGCCUCUCUCUGUCCGACGCAGUCGGGUCGGUACCGCCCGUCCCUCCAAGGUCGAGCCGCGGCCCCGCCGCCUCCCUGACUCCGCCCCCCUCCUCUGCAGAGAUGCGACCGCUAUCGUCUCUUCCAGGCCGACCUGGAAGUUUGGACGGUACCAGACUCUCUGGGCCGUCAGGUUCUCCCGGAAGGGGGAGCAUAGAGAUGGUCUCCAACGAGAUUUACUGGGGCACCAACCCCAGCUCUGCUGCCCCCAGUGGAGGGAGGAGUUACUGCAGCCAACAGGCAGCUCCGCCGACACCGCCCAGGAAUCCAGACCGGAACCAGAACUUGGACAGGAACAGCGGCAGCACUCUGAGCAACAACUCCUCAGGAUCUGCCAGAGCCUCCGCAGACGACCCAGAGGAGAUCAGUCCGUACUGCGAGGCCGUUUUCCAGAGCCGGAGGUCGCCGACGGCCUCUGAGAGCGACCGGAGCCGAUCCGACGGCACAGAGGAGGGGAGAGCCGCUGAGGAUCAUGGGAGCCACAAGUUCUCCUGGACGCAGCGGCUGUCGCAGGCGUUUCUCUCCGGAGACUCUCCGGGUUACAGCACCGUGGGCCAAGCUCCGCCCCCUCUCCGCUGCUCCUCCUUCCCCCCCGAGGCGGACGACGACCUCACCAUCUCGCCCUACGCCAGCUACGCCUCCCUGACAGAGAGAGCCCCGCCCAUCAUCAGCGGCUGCCUGGACAAGCUGUCGCCACAGGGGGGUCGGAGGUCAUCGGUGGGUGUUGUGCUGCGUCUCCUCCUCUUUGCUCCUCCCUGUGUCUCGUCCUGCCUGUGGAGCUGCCUCUGCCUCUCCUCUUCCUCCUCUUCUUCCUCUGCUCGGAAUUAUGUUUUCCAGAAACGUUUUGUGAAGUUUGACGGGAAAAACCUGAUGUACUUCGGCAGUGAGAAGGAUGUCUACCCUAAAGGAGUGAUCCCAUUGGCUGCCAUCCAGAUGGCCCGCCCAGCCAAAGACAACAAGUUUGAGAUCGUGACGAGUCACAGGAUCUUCGUAUUUCGGACCGAAAACGAAGUGCUUAGGCGGCGUUGGGUGGCCACCCUGCAGGAACACGUCCGGGACCACCAGGUGUUUGGGCGGCGCCGCUUCGGACCCGGAUCGCACUGCCAGAAACACGGCGCCCUGGAGCUCAAAGGAACCAAGUCCAGAGUUUACGCCGCCAUCAACACCGACCAGAUCUGGCUCUACAAGAGCGAGCAGUGCUUCAGGAACGGGAUCGGCAUCACCGUCAUCGAGGCCCGCGGAGCGACGAUCCGGGACGGGAAACACCGGAGCUUCGACCUCAUCACGCCAUAUAAAACCUUCAGCUUCACGGCCGAGUCGGACCGCGACAAGCGGGACUGGAUGGAGGCGCUGCAGGAAGCCAUCGCCGAGACGCUGUCGGACUACGAGGUCGCCGAGAAGAUCUGGUCCAACCGAUCCAACCGGACCUGCGCCGACUGCAAGGCCCAGAACCCGGACUGGGCCUCCAUCAACCUGUGUGUGGUCAUCUGUAAGAACUGUGCAGGGCAGCACAGAGGUCUGGGGACCAUGGUCUCUAAGGUUCAGAGUCUGAAACUCGACACCAGCGUCUGGAGCAACGAGAUCGUUCAGCUGUUCAUCAUGCUGGGGAACGACCAGGCCAAUGACUUCUGGGCGGCGCGCCUCCCUGCGUCCGAGGAGCUGGACUGUGACGCAUCGCCUGAGCAGCGGCGGGAUUUCAUCACCCAGAAGUACCGAGAAGGCCGGUUCCGCCGGGCCCACCCGGCGUUCAGCGGCCAGGAAGAGCUGCUGAAGGUCCUCUGCUCCGCCGUCUCUGAGCAGACGCUCCUGAAAACAGUCACUCAGAUUUUCUCGGAGGCGGCCCGGCUCGCCGGCGACCCGGACGACCUCCAGCAGCAGAGACAGCAGCCGAGCCCUGCAGAUCCCAGCGUGUACGAUGAGAUCAUGCAGCCCGUCCUUCACUCCGGCUUCCUCUACAAGGCGUCUUCGCUCGGCAGAGGGACUCUGUCCAGGAAAACCCGCGAAGACUUCCAGAAGUUCUGGUGCUCCGUGGACCGGUCCCUGGUUCUGUUCAAGUCGGACCACUCGGCCGACCCGUGCCUGCAGAUCGACGUGAAGGACAUUGUGUGUCUGGGAGUCGGCCGACCCGAUUCUGCCAGCAACAACAAUGGCUUCAUCGACAGGUUCCGCUACACCUUUGAGUUGUACGUGGCGCCAGAGAAGCUGUUCCUGUUCGGGUUAGAGACGGCCGACGAGCUGCACAGCUGGACCAAAGCCAUCGGACAGGCCGCCACGCCGCUCAGCUGUCACUGCCUUCUGACCCGGGAGUUUGAGCGGGUCGGACUGCUGCGGUACCGGGCCAUGUUGGACCCGCAGCAGUGGAAAGAGGCCUACUUCGUCCUGCAGAAGUCCAACCUGUUCGUCUGUCCCCGGACCAACGGCGCGGCCGAGGACAUCGUCAACCUGAACCGGCUGCAGGAACUGAGUAUCACCUCCGAGAGUGAGAAUCAGGAGAAGAAAGACAUCCUGGUGCUGGUGGAGAAGGGAAGGACUCUACACCUGCAGGGUGUGGGUCGCUCCGACUUCUCGCUGUGGCUCUUGGACAUCCAGCGGGCAGCAGGCGGGAAAGGGAACGCGCUGCGGGAGCAGCAGAUGAGCCGCAACGACAUUCCCAUCAUCGUGGACAGCUGCAUCGCCUUCAUCACGCAGUACGGUCUGGGCCAUGAAGGGAUUUACAGGAAAAACGGAGCCAAAUCCAGGAUCCGACUGCUGAUGGACGAGUUCCGGAAAGACGCGCGGAACGUCAAACUGCGGAUCGGCGACCACUUCAUCGAAGACGUGACGGACGUUCUGAAGAGGUUCUUCAGAGAGAUUGACGACCCGAUCUUCAUGGCCGAGCUGCACCCGCUGUGGCAGGAGGCAGCCAAACUUCCUCAGAAACGUUCCCGGUUGGACCGCUACCAGGAGAUCAUCUGGAGCCUUCCUCGGGUCAACCGAACCACUCUGGCCGCGCUCAUCAGCCAUCUUUACAGGGUCCAAAAGUGCGCUGACCUGAACCAGAUGUGCACCAAGAACCUGUCGCUGCUGUUUGCUCCCAGCUUGUUCCAGACCGACGGGAAGGGCGAGCACGAGGUGAAGAUUGUGGAGGAUCUGAUCGACAACUACCUGGACGUGUUUGAGAUCGAUGAGGAUCAUCAGACUCAGAUUGAACUGGAAAUCAGCCUCAUCACCAGCUGGAAGGACACUCAGCUCUCUCAAGCGGGCGACCUGAUCAUCGAAGUCUACCUGGAGUUGAAGAUCCCCGACUGCUGCGUCACUCUGAAGGUGUCGCCCACCAUGUGUGCGGAGGAGCUGACCAAUCAGGUUCUGUACAUGAGGAACGUGCCGGCCGGAGAGAGGGACGUCUGGAUGACCUUCGAAGCCAUCGAGGACGGCCAGCUGGAGCGUCCUCUGCAUCCCAAGGAGAAGGUUCUGGAACAGGCGCUGCAAUGGUGCAAGAUGGCCGACCCAAGCUCCGCCCACCUGCUAGUGAAGAGGGUUCCUAUAGGGGAAGGCCUGAACAUCCUGACCUCUUACAGGUGUGACGUCAUGAAGGUGGGGCUGCUGCGCUGCAGGGAGGAGCCUCCCAAGCUGCUGCAGGGGAACCGCUUCCAGGAGAGAACCUUCCAGAUCCGGGACCACAAGCUGCUGCUGCUCAAGGACAGGAGGAGCAUCAAGCCAGAGAAGGAGUGGCCCCUCAAGACCAUGAGGAUCUACAUCGGGAUCCGACGCAAGCUGAAAGCUCCCAGCAGAUGGGGCUUCACAGUGAUGUCAGACAAGCACCAGCUGUUCCUGUGCUGCAGCAGUGAGGCCGAGCUGUGGGACUGGGUCACCAGCUUCCUCCGGGCUCAGAACGAUGAUCCGGGCCCGCCGGUUCUGCGGCGCCACUCCUCCUCCGACAUCUCCAAGCAGAAGUUUGGCACCAUGCCACUGGUUCCGAUCCGAGGAGACGAGAGCAACAGCAGCAUGCUGUCAGCCAAUCAGACACUGAGGAAGCUUCACGACCGAAGGACGCUGUCCAUGUACUUCCCUAUGAAGAUCCAGCAGGACUCAUUUGAGGAGCGGGCCGAGUCUCCGGACCUUCCAGAACCGCUCUACGAGGAGGUGGGGGACUUUGGCCUGCAGGUGCUGAAGUCUCUGGAGACCAGCUUCCGGUCCAGCCGCGUCGCAGAGACCCAGGAGGUUCCGGACCAGCAGACCCGGCUGGUUCUGUCAGAGAGUGGGCAUCUGGACCACGUGGCCGCCGCCCCUGGGGUCCCUUCUGUCCGCGGCUCCCUGGAGACGCUGGAGCGGAGCGGCAGCAGCAGCGGGGUGGACUGCAGUUCCCCCGGCCCGCCAGCAGAGGGCAGCGCAGGCUGCAGUUCCCCCGGCCCGCCAGCAGAGGGCGGCAUGCGGCCCGGAGUCUGCACGGCUUCCCAGGAGCUGCUGCUGCAGGAGCUGUCAUCCGCCUUUAUUAGGAGGAGCGAAGAAGAGGAGAAGCUGUAUGACGUCUGAGGAAGGUCAGAACCUUCAGAGGAGCCCGAGACAUCAAAACCACCUGGUCUGGUUCUACUCAAACGGACCCACCAGAACCAGGCUGGCAGAAUGACGUCAUUGGAUGAUGGGGACAAGCAUCAGCUGUUUGAUGGUUAUGGGUUCUGUUUGGACUUUUUGGGUCGGGUGGGUUCUGGUAGAACUGCUGGACGGCUCCAUGUUGUUGCAGGUGUUGACCAGCAGGGGCACUGCAGUUUAUAACCUUUAAUAAAAAGAACAGAAAUGUC
Gambusia affinis (western mosquitofish) is the source of this 5652-nucleotide messenger RNA. It is a transcript of the gene arap3, whose product is annotated as ArfGAP with RhoGAP domain, ankyrin repeat and PH domain 3. The transcript is spliced from 36 exons. The coding region runs from base 254 to 5386 and encodes 1710 amino acids. The record is from RefSeq and is a predicted model, not a curated record. Gene Ontology annotation, biological process: positive regulation of GTPase activity; signal transduction. NCBI's taxonomy places the organism in Eukaryota, Metazoa, Chordata, Actinopteri, Cyprinodontiformes, Poeciliidae. Gene Ontology annotation, molecular function: GTPase activator activity; protein binding; phosphatidylinositol-3,4,5-trisphosphate binding.